This is a messenger RNA of Phacochoerus africanus (Common warthog), 1888 nucleotides long. It is a transcript of the gene YBEY, whose product is annotated as ybeY metalloendoribonuclease. The transcript has 5 exons. Lineage: Eukaryota; Metazoa; Chordata; Mammalia; Artiodactyla; Suidae. Gene Ontology annotation, molecular function: metalloendopeptidase activity. The record is from RefSeq and is a predicted model, not a curated record. Gene Ontology annotation, biological process: rRNA processing. The coding region runs from base 293 to 787 and encodes 164 amino acids.
GCCGGGCGGCGGCGCUGGAGCUUCCGGUGCGCGGCGUCCAGGCCCGGCUCGGCCGGCUUCCGCCCGGUAAGUGCGCGAGGCUUCCUUCCUCUUUCCCGAAGUGGGGCGGGGUGCGUCCCGUGUCUCCCCGCUCCGCGCCCGGUCCCACCCGGCCCUCGCUCCCCUCUGCGCCGGCUUCCCACGGGCACGCCUGACUCUGGGCCUCGUCGUCUGUCCCUUCUUGCGGCUAAAGGUCAACCCCGCGAGUGUCCAGCCGUCGCAGCGGCACGGUGACCUCCGCGCUCCGGGCGCCAUGGCGCUGGCGCUGCGCGACCUGCAGCGCGCGGUCCCGCUCAGGAGGGCGCGGCUGCGGCGCGCGCUGGAGGCCCUGCGGGCGGCGCUCGGGGUGCAGCGGUUCGCCGUCGGCGUCGUCUGCGUGGACAACGAGCGCAUUCGGCAAAUUAAUAGGAUCUACCGACGGAAAAAUGCCCCCACCGACGUGCUUGCCUUCCCCUUUCACGAGAAUCUAAAAGCAGGCGAAAUUCCCCAGCCUGCUUUUGCAGAUGACUAUAACUUGGGAGACAUUUUCCUGGGAGUGGAGUAUAUCUUGCAGCAGCGCCGAGAAAACGAAGAUUACUAUGACCUGCUCACCGUGACUGCCACCCACGGGCUCUGUCACCUGCUGGGCUUCACACACAGCACGGAGGCGGAGUGGCAGAAGAUGCACCAGAAGGAGAAGCAGGUCCUGGAGGAGCUGGGCCAGCGUCUGGGGACCAGGCUCCAGCCCCUGAGCAGGGGCCUCUUCUGAUGGAACAGCGGGAGGCACCCGUGGCAUAUAGUAGUUCCAAGGGUGGGGACUGAAUCUGGCCUGCAGUUGUGGAAACGCUGGAUGGUUUUUUUUUAGGGCUGCACUUGCAACAUAUGGACGUUCCCAGGCUAGGGGUCAAAGUGGAGGAACAGCCUACACCACAGCCACAGCAAGUCAGGAUCUGAGCUGCGUCUGCAACCUAGACCACAGCUCACGGCAAUGCCGGAUCCUUAACCCUCCGAGCAAGGCCAGGGCUCCAACCCCCAUCCUCUUGGAUGCUAGUCAGGGGUUCAUUACUGCUGAGCCACAGCGGGAACUCCAACACUGGCUCCUUGGACCCUCUGCACCAUGGCAGGAACUCCAAACAGAAAGUACGAGAAACACGUCUCCGGUCAGAUCACAGCAGGUGUGUUCUUUUCAGUAUCGCAGAUAAAACACUUCUAAGCUCUGAGUGGAGGGUGGGUGGGUAAACCGCCUCCCCGGGGCUUUGCCUCCUGGCGAAGAGGCAUCUCUCUCCUGCCUGAGCACUGCCCCGCUGGGCAAGCCCCCACUUCCUAGUGGAGCCCUGUUGGCUUCGGACCCAUCCAGCUCUCAGGAGCACUGGGACCUGGAGCCUCCAUAAGGGAGGGACAGGGCUGACCGUCGAGGUGGCUGCGUGGCCAGGCCAACCGCUCCCAGGUGACCACAGCACAUCUGCCGUCACCUGCCCCGCCCAUCGGUCCCUAGGCAUACACGGUGCCUGAGUUCUCUGCAGACCCCGGCACCACGUGGCUGAGCCCCUGCGGCUGCAUUCUGUCCUCUGUCAGUGUCCCUGCCUUCUAAAUAUUAAGUUAAAGCUGGGAGUUAGCCUAGAGCUUUAUCCAGAGCUGUGCCUGAGCUGGGGCAUCAGACCUGGCAGGGGCGGGCACGGAGCCAGCCUGGCGCCUCCAUCGCCAGGACCUCCUGAGCAUGUGCUGACCGCGGGUCCCUCCACAGAGCUCCGGAGAGGUCACGGCCUCACAGGAACCCUUUCUGGCCCUAAACCCAGGACACUAGGAUUCUAAGAAUUUGAUUUCACCCAUAAAUGGAUUUUAGAAACAUGAAAACUCAUUUCCUACUGAA